Messenger RNA from Heterobasidion irregulare TC 32-1, 339 nucleotides. RefSeq lists its product as uncharacterized. Bases 1 to 339 code for a protein of 112 amino acids. The record is from RefSeq and is a predicted model, not a curated record. NCBI's taxonomy places the organism in Eukaryota, Fungi, Basidiomycota, Agaricomycetes, Russulales, Bondarzewiaceae. The transcript has 2 exons.
AUGCCAGCGCUGGCAAUCCGUGCCCAGGGAGAGUUAGUCGACGAUCUGCGGAAGAGUUCCGGAGGCAGCUGGAGGCGCCAAGUUUCUGAGCUGGGCCGCGAACUGCCGCAAAGGACGCAAGCUCAAUCGCCGACGCUCUCCGCAUACGUCGUCGCACGACCGCCAAUAGGAUGCUCUCCGUGCUCUGCCUCUCCCUCUUCGACGUGCAUGCCAGGUCUCGUCUCCACUAGCCCGGAAAUCCCGUUCCUUCGGCCGAAGUCCAGCAAGAAUGAGCCAGAUGUGCGCACACAGAUCCUCGCGAUCGCACAGCCUUCACAAGCUCAGCACCGGGAACUGUGA